AUGAGUUCCAGUAAACUCUCAGUGUCAAGCGUGCGGGGCUCCAUCGCCGAGCUCCUCGCGGAGGCUAAUGGCGAGAAAAAACGCAACUUUGUGGAGACCAUAGAGCUGCAAAUCGGUCUUAAGAACUACGACCCCCAGCGCGACAAGCGUUUCUCUGGGACUGUCAAGCUUCCCAACAUCCCCCGCCCUCGCAUGUCCAUCUGUAUCCUCGCAGAUGCCGCCGAUAUCGAUCGUGCAAAGCAAAUUGAGCUGGAGUACAUGUCCGUUGAUGAUCUGAAGAAGCUCAACAAAAACAAGAAGCUUGUGAAGAAGCUCGCGAAGAAAUACGACGCUUUCCUUUCCUCCGAGGCACUCAUCAGGCAAAUCCCUCGUCUCCUCGGCCCCGGUCUCUCUAAAGCUGGAAAGUUCCCCACCCCCAUCUCGCACGCUGAGGACCUCUCCAGCAAGCUCGUUGAGGUCCGCUCGACCAUCAAGUUCCAACUCAAGAAGGUUCUUUGCUUGGGCGUCGCCGUCGGCCACGUCCAGAUGACCGACGACCAGGUCCUCUCUAACGUCAUGAUGAGCAUCAACUUUUUGGUCUCUUUGCUGAAGAAGAACUGGCAGAAUGUCAAGUCGCUGCACAUCAAGACGACGAUGGGCAAGCCUAUCCGCCUCUACUAG
This is a messenger RNA of Cyclocybe aegerita, 660 nucleotides long. Lineage: Eukaryota; Fungi; Basidiomycota; Agaricomycetes; Agaricales; Hemipholiotaceae. The record is from the annotation of a GenBank genome assembly.